This is a messenger RNA of Elephantulus edwardii (Cape elephant shrew), 843 nucleotides long. RefSeq names its product yrdC N(6)-threonylcarbamoyltransferase domain containing (gene YRDC). Lineage: Eukaryota; Metazoa; Chordata; Mammalia; Macroscelidea; Macroscelididae. Gene Ontology annotation, molecular function: tRNA binding; nucleotidyltransferase activity; double-stranded RNA binding. Gene Ontology annotation, cellular component: cytoplasm. Gene Ontology annotation, biological process: regulation of translational fidelity. Bases 1 to 843 code for a protein of 280 amino acids. The transcript has 5 exons. The record is from RefSeq and is a predicted model, not a curated record.
AUGUCUCCGGCGCGUCCGUGCAGGGGGCUGAGAGCCGCGGUGGCUGGCAGCUUGGGUUUGAGUGAGGGGCCGGCGGGCUCUGCCCGGAGCGGCCGCCUCCUCCGCCCGCCAGCCACCUUUGCAGUGGCGCCUGGGACUCGGCUGUUGCGACUCCCAGGGAGUGGGGCCGUGCGGGCUGCGAGCCCCGAGCGCGCCGGCUGGACCGAAGCUCUACGGGCCGCCGUGGCCGAGCUGCGCGCCGGCGCCGUGGUGGCCGUCCCCACUGACACGCUGUACGGCCUCGCUUGCUCGGCGAGUUGCUCGGCGGCACUGGGAGAUGUGUACCGCCUCAAGGGCCGUAGCGAGACUAAGCCACUGGCCGUGUGCUUGAGCCGCGUGGCCGACGUCUACAGGUACUGCCAUGUAAGAGUUCCCAAGGAGCUCCUCAAAGAUCUUUUGCCAGGACCAGUGACCCUGGUGAUGGAACGCACAGAGGAACUCAACAAGGACUUAAACCCCUUCACUUCUCUCAUAGGUAUCAGGAUUCCUGAUCAUGCCUUCAUGCAGGACUUGGCCCAGGUGUUUGGGGGACCUCUUGCACUCACCAGUGCCAACCUCAGCUCCCAGGCCAGUUCUCUGACUGUCACGGAGUUCCAAGACCUCUGGCCUCAGUUGUCCCUAGUCAUUGAUGGGGGGCCAAUUGGUGAUGGGCAGAGCCCUGAGUAUCGCCUUGGCUCUACUGUCAUUGACUUAUCUGUUCCUGGAAGGUUUGGCAUCAUUCGUCCAGGCUGUGCCCUGGAAAGUACUACAUCCAUUCUCCAACAGAAGUAUGGACUGCUCCCCUCGGAUGGACCCUGCUUGUGA